Heterobilharzia americana is the source of this 621-nucleotide messenger RNA. The record is from the annotation of a GenBank genome assembly. NCBI's taxonomy places the organism in Eukaryota, Metazoa, Platyhelminthes, Trematoda, Strigeidida, Schistosomatidae.
AUGCGUAUGAUAGAUAUUGUUCAGUUUGUUAACCGAGAGGGUCGACUCUAUUUAAGAAGCCAAUUAAAUGCUAAAUCUCCUGACGAACGCCUUCUCAUUGAAACUUUUGCUUCAACAUUUGCUCAACUAAAUCCGAUUUCGUUCCAAGAAAUUCUUUCCUGCAAAAUUCAUGAUUAUGUUGUUUGGUGCAAUAGAAGCCCAUCUUAUACUAACGUCGCAUUGCACUUACUGUCGCAACCAAAUAAAACAUCACACUUUGGAUUUAUUCUACUCUCCUAUUUAGUUGACAGAUUGGAGCGUUUAGGAGAUGGUACCAAUGAGUCUGCACUUUACAUGAGACUGCUAAAGUUGUGCUUCAGCUCAGUAAAUAUGUCUGGUACUGAAAAUGAAUUAGUUAUGAAGCUCCAUUUACGGCGUAUUGUUCAAGGAAGUAUGCAUUACUGCCUUACAGCUAAAGAACCCACAGCCUAUUUGAGUUUAUUACGAACACUUUUUCGUUCGAUAGGAGGAGGAGCACACGAUAAACUUUAUCGAGAAUUUUUCCCCUUGUUACCUGAAAUGUUGACUACCUUGAAUCGCUUGCUUCGUUCGCACAUCGUUCGAAUGCUCGUGAUCUAUUAG